AUGUCGAGAUUGAAGGAGUUCUGUACCACGAAAACGUUGUUGGGUCUUGGACUGGGGCAAUUUCUCUCGCUGUUGAUUACUUCUACUGGUUUUGCUUCAUCUGAACUCGCCAGAAAAGGGAUCAAUGCUCCAACUUCUCAAUCAUUUCUAAAUUAUGUAUUAUUAGCUAUUGUUUAUGGCGGUAUUAUGCUAUACCGGAGAGAAAAACUUAAGGCCAAAUGGUAUUACUAUCUAGUUCUCGGAUUGAUAGAUGUGGAGGCCAAUUUUCUUGUGGUGAAGGCCUAUCAGUACACCUCACUUACAAGUGUCAUGUUGCUGGAUUGUUGGUCAAUCCCAUCGGUUAUGAUUCUCACCUGGAUUUUUCUGAAGACUAAGUACAGAUUCAAGAAGAUAACUGGAGUAGUCGUCUGUGUUGCUGGCCUUGUGGCGGUUGUGUUUUCAGAUGUUCAUUCUGGUGAUUGGUCAGGAGGAAGCAAACCUCUUUUAGGAGAUGGUUUGGUCGUUGCAGGGGCAACGCUCUAUGCUGUCAGUAAUGUCAGUGAGGAGUUCCUUGUCAAAAAUGCUGACAGAGUUGAACUCAUGGCACUGCUUGGCUUUUUUGGUGCCAUUAUCAGUGCUAUACAAAUAGCCAUUCUGGAGCGUACUGAGUUGAAAUCUAUUCAUUGGUCAGCUGGAGCAGCUUUUCCAUUCUUUGGGUUUGCGUCAGUGAUGUUCCUGUUCUACUCAUCCGUUCCUGUUUUGCUCAAGAUGACAGGUUCUACCAUGCUCAACCUGUCUUUGCUUUCGUCAGACAUGUGGGCAGUCUUGAUUCGCAUCUUUGCCUACCAUCAGAAGGUUGAUUGGAUCUACUUCAUCGCAUUUGGUGCCGUGGUAAUUGGGUUGGUCAUUUACUCUGGAGGUGCAGCAGACGAGGAUCGAUCUACAGAUGUAGCAAACGAAGACGCUGAAAGAAGCAAACAGGAUGAGGAAGCUGGAGCUACUGCAAGUCGCAGUAGAGGAUUGCUUGCUGGGAGCAGCUCAAAAUCAGGGUAG
This is a messenger RNA of Linum trigynum, 1032 nucleotides long. The record is from the annotation of a GenBank genome assembly. NCBI's taxonomy places the organism in Eukaryota, Viridiplantae, Streptophyta, Magnoliopsida, Malpighiales, Linaceae.